AUGGCGGCGAGUCAGGGAGGUGGUGGUAACAGCGGGGGCGGUGGUUGUGGUGGAGGUGGAAGUAGCGGCGGCUGUGUCGCGGCCGGAGGCGGCGGCGGCGGGGCCGGAGGGGGAGGUGGCGGCGGCGGCGGCGGCGGUGGCGGCGGCGGCAGUGGCGGGACCGUGGUAGUGCCUAUCCCGGUACCGACUCUUUUCGGUCAGCCGUUCCCCAACGGGCCGCAGUGGAACCCAGGGAGCCUGCAGCCUCAACACACCGUGAGGAGCCUGGACCGGGCCCUGGAGGAGGCGGGCAACUCUGGCAUCCUGAGCCUCAGUGGUAGGAAACUCCGAGACUUCCCCGGUAGCGGCUACGACCUCACGGACACCACCCAAGCAGAUCUUUCCAGAAAUCGUUUUACAGAAAUUCCUUCUGAUGUCUGGUUAUUUGCACCUCUUGAAACAUUAAAUUUAUAUCACAAUUGCAUCAAAACCAUUCCUGAAGCCAUUAAAAACCUGCAGAUGUUAACAUACCUUAAUAUUAGUCGAAAUCUUUUAUCAACAUUGCCAAAAUAUCUAUUUGAUCUUCCCCUUAAAGUUUUGGUCGUCAGUAAUAAUAAACUGGUAUCCAUUCCAGAAGAAAUUGGGAAGUUAAAAGAUUUAAUGGAAUUGGAUAUUAGCUGCAAUGAGAUUCAGGUCCUUCCCCAACAAAUGGGGAAAUUACAUUCUCUUAGAGAGCUAAAUAUAAGAAGAAAUAAUCUUCAUGUUUUGCCUGAUGAAUUAGGUGAUCUUCCUUUAGUCAAGUUGGAUUUCUCUUGUAAUAAGGUGACUGAAAUUCCAGUUUGUUACCGGAAGCUACAUCAUUUACAAGUAAUAAUUUUGGACAACAAUCCCUUGCAAGUACCACCAGCACAGAUAUGCUUAAAGGGUAAAGUACACAUAUUUAAGUACUUAAAUAUCCAAGCAUGUUGCAGAAUGGAUAAGAAACCAGAUUCCCUGGAUCUUCCAUCUUUAAGUAAAAGAAUGCCCUCCCAGCCUCUCACAGACAGUAUGGAAGAUUUUUAUCCAAAUAAGAAUCAUGGCCCUGAUUCUGGAAUUGGAAGUGACAAUGGAGAGAAACGAUUAUCUACAACAGAGCCAUCAGAUGAUGAUACAAUCAGCCUUCACUCUCAAGUCUCAGAAUCAAAUAGAGACCAGAUAUCAAGAAAUGAUAGUCACAUAGUAGGAAGUAAACCUGAUUGUCAGAAAGACCAGGAGGUAUAUGAUUUUAUUGACCCCAGCACAGAAGAUGUUGCAGUUCCUGAACAAGGAGAUGCACGUGUUGGAUCGCUUGCUUCUUUCCUUAAGGGAAAAGAAAAAUGUUCUGAAAAAUCUCAGAAAAAUGAAGAAUUGGGAGAUGAAAAAAGAUUUGAGAAAGAACAGUUACUUGCAGAGGAAGAGGAAGAUGAUUUGAAGGAAGUAACUGAUUUGAGGAAGAUAGCUGCUCAGUUAUUGAAGCAAGAGCAGAAGAACAGGAUUCUUAAUCACUCAACUUCUGUCAUGAGAAACAGGCUGAAAUCAACUUUGGAAUGCGAAAAGAGUGUCUCAGCAGAUGAAGUUAAUUCACCGUUAUCACCCCUCCCAUGGCAGCCCUUAGAAAAUCAGAAGGAUCAAAUAGAUGAACAACAGUGGCCAGAAUCUCAGCCUAUAAUCUGGCAGAGUGAAGAAAGGAGGCGGAGCAAACAGAUUAGAAAAGAAUAUUUCAAGUAUAAAUCAAUGAGGAAGAGUUCAAGUGGCAAUGAAAAUGAUGAGCAAGACAGUGAUAAUGCUUAUAUGUCACCACAAUCUCCAGUAUCAUCUGAGGAAUAUGACAGAACUGAUGGUUUUCCACAUGGCCCCUUUGGCUUGAAACCUAGAUCAGCUUUUAGCCGAUCUCCUCGCCAGGAAUAUGGGGCAGCAGAUCCAGGAUUUACAAUGAGAAGAAAGAUGGAACAUUUACGGGAAGAGCGAGAGCAAAUACGACAACUUCGCAAUAAUCUUGAAUCCAGGUUAAAAGUAAUUUUGCCUGAUGACAUUGGAGCUGCACUGAUGGAUGGGGUUGUUCUUUGCCAUUUAGCCAAUCAUAUAAGGCCACGCUCAGUAGCUAGUAUUCAUGUACCAUCGCCAGCAGUGCCCAAACUGAGUAUGGCAAAAUGUCGAAGAAAUGUAGAAAAUUUUCUUGAUGCUUGUAAAAAGUUGGGUGUCUCACAGGAAAGACUGUGUUUGCCUCAUCAUAUUUUGGAAGAACGAGGUCUUGUGAAAGUUGGUGUCACCGUUCAGGCACUCCUUGAACUACCUACAAUCAAGGCAUCCCAGCUUUCUAUGGCUUGAUACAACAUUUUACAAUCUUAAUGUUAGUUUAAUUUAUUUGAAGUAAUUUCAGAUUUCUCAAAUUUAUAAAUAAGAGUGUCACCUCACAUUAAAAAUAGUUUGCCUUAGGUAGAGCCUUAGGGUUUUAAAAAAAUACAUUAAAACAUCAAAUUUGAACUUUGAGUUGCCCACAAUUCUUUCGGGAGAAAACUGGAUUAAUUUAAUAAGAGUUUUUGAUAAAUUCAAAUUCUCAUUUUACUAAGUCAGUUGAUAACCUUGAACUUUUUUCAGAAAGCCAAUUGAUACUAAACUUAAAUGUAUUUUCAAUUUAAUAACCACAUUAGGUUUAGUUUUUUUACAUCAAAGCAUAGUAGCAAACAUCUGGAUAAAGGAAACCUUUUUUUUAAGCAACUUAAAACUGUUCUAUAUUUGAGUUAUUUAAUAUGCUUCUAAUUCUGGUUUAUACACAAUUUCUUCAAACUUUGGUCUUAGUUUUCUAGAAAAAAGUAGUAGAAGAAACAGAACUCUGGCUUUAUAUUAAAUUCUUUUAGUAUUAUAGGUUGGUGCCAAAAUAUUUUAAGUUGUAUU
Lepus europaeus (European hare) is the source of this 2892-nucleotide messenger RNA. RefSeq names its product leucine rich repeats and calponin homology domain containing 2 (gene LRCH2). Gene Ontology annotation, molecular function: protein binding. The transcript has 21 exons. The record is from RefSeq and is a predicted model, not a curated record. Bases 1 to 2325 code for a protein of 774 amino acids. NCBI's taxonomy places the organism in Eukaryota, Metazoa, Chordata, Mammalia, Lagomorpha, Leporidae.